This is a messenger RNA of Dicrocoelium dendriticum, 525 nucleotides long. Lineage: Eukaryota; Metazoa; Platyhelminthes; Trematoda; Plagiorchiida; Dicrocoeliidae. The record is from the annotation of a GenBank genome assembly.
AUGAAGUAUCACGUGCUAAACUACAAGAGCUGUACAGAAGGAAGCGAAAUGUUGGCCAUUAGGGAAGCUACGACACGACGGAUCAUUUAUGACGGAGAUCCAGGGCAGCCAUUUGACGUCAGACAACUAAACAAGAGCGCCUACGAAGAUAUCAAUUCGUUGACGUCCUCAGGUAGGAGAUACGAUUUGGAUCAGGAUGAAUUGGACCACUAUGACCCGAACACAUCUUCUAGAGGCCUGCGAGUCAGGGAGCGUAGAUCAGACGUAGAACAACCACCGCGAAGUGGGGUCUAUCUGAUGUCAGGCAAGGGGAAACGUUAUCAACUGUCAUUCAGAGCCAAAGACCCGGAAUUUACCUUCCUAAGAGUGCACCCUCGCAAAUCCCCGGACAAUACCAUGCAUAAAGGUAGCCAAGCAUGUUCUACCAAUUACUUUGUGGAAGUACGGGAUGCGCGUUGUCAGAAAUAUGUAACUCGCAUGAAACGGUACAAGAUCGCCGAGUGUAAACCACACACUGACUCGUGA